Paramecium sonneborni is the source of this 729-nucleotide messenger RNA. NCBI's taxonomy places the organism in Eukaryota, Ciliophora, Oligohymenophorea, Peniculida, Parameciidae. The record is from the annotation of a GenBank genome assembly.
CGAGAAAGUAAUUUAAACAUAAGAAUGGGCAUAAGUAAUUUAAAAUCAUUUAGAGUAAUCAAAUGGGAAAAAACAAAAACUAACAUAUUUGAGUAAAAUACCAAAUUUUUGGAAGAACUAUCAAAUUUCUCAUCUUAAGGUUUAAGAGUAAUUUGAUAGUGGAGAUAUAGUCUUAUUUAAAUCAAAACAUAAAUUAGCUGUCGCUUAUAGAAAACUUGUGUGUUCUGAAUUUGAUCAUGUUGCAAUUUGUUAUAAAUAGAAUGAAGAACUUUAAGUUUAUGAAGUAGUUUAAAAAGGAGUUUAAAUGUUUUAAUGGGGUAAGAAAAAUUGGUAAUUUAUGAAAUAGAUUAAUUAAAGCUAUAAGAAUGGUAUAAACAUUUUGAGAAAAUUUGUAUAAGAAAACUAAACUAUAAUAAAAAAAAUGAUUAUAGAGUGCGCUUUUCGAAUUUUUUAGAGGAAAACUUGGGCAAUGAAUAUAACUUGAGUGUUGGGAAAAUUUUUACAUUUACAUCUAAGAUAAAAAAACCAAAUAAUGGAGAAAAAGUAGAAUAAAAAAGAUCUUUCUUUUGUUCUGAAUUAGUCGCUAAAGCAUAUAAAGUAAUUGGUCUACUUGAUUAAGGAAAAUCUUGUACACAAUAUUAUCCAAAAGAUUUCUCUUAAGAAAAAGAGUUAGAAUUAUUAUAAGGAGCAACGUUGAGUCCAGAAUAUCUGGUUGUUUUUGAAGAAUGA